This is a messenger RNA of Prorocentrum cordatum, 801 nucleotides long. NCBI's taxonomy places the organism in Eukaryota, Dinophyceae, Prorocentrales, Prorocentraceae. The record is from the annotation of a GenBank genome assembly.
AUGACUUGGACACAACACUGGCUUGGAUCCGCGACGAGGCACCCAUCCUCAUUCGGGGAACCUCCUCCGUCUUCCCGACUCGUCCACGUUGACCUGGGUAAGGUUGCCGCGCUGCUGGCCGACGACACGCACUACAGGAGCCAGUUCGAGACGAGCACCUCCAGCGGCACGCUGGACACCUGGAGGCGGGCCGGCUGGGAGGCCGACCUGUUUGGGAACGCUUACGAGGACGCUCCGUUAGGUGAAAGGUGCAAAUACGGCGUCCUCAACGCGACGAACGACCCCAGGGGCGUGCGCGCCUGCAAGCAGUACGGCUCCAGCUACCUCCAACUGAGAGGGACGCGGCUGAGAACCACUUUCUCUGCCGAGGACAGCGCCGCGAUGAGCGCGGAGGACCUCGCAACGGUGGGGCUGGCGGGCUACGCGCAUGUUCUCGAGCAGUACACGGACGAUGAGCUGUAUGCUACUAUGAAGGUGGGCACACGGAGCGUCCGCGGCGCCGACUCGCGCAUCCUUGGAAGGUACAAAGAGGCCCAGAUUCAUGGGUCCGUCUCCCUGAUGGACAACGUGGAGUUCAUCGUGGCCGACCCCUCGCUGAAAGAGAGCGACGCAGCCAUCUCUGCUGUGGAGCUGCUGAGCACGGUGCACUGUGUGCCUGUGCUGUGGAUGGAGGAGGGAGCAGGCUUGCAGCCUGGUGAUGAGGCAUCGGUCUCUCGGCGUCGCGGAGGGCGGCGGCCACAGCAGGGGUCUCCCGGCGUCGGUUGCGGAGCAGAUCUCCGACACCCCCAGAGCGCCCGAUGA